Molecule: messenger RNA, 2340 nt
Organism: Ceratina calcarata
Lineage: Eukaryota; Metazoa; Arthropoda; Insecta; Hymenoptera; Apidae
Gene: CtsL4
Product: Cathepsin L4
Exons: 5
Coding region: 1074-2102 (342 amino acids)
Biological process (GO): proteolysis
Molecular function (GO): cysteine-type peptidase activity
Source: RefSeq, a predicted model, not a curated record
GCUCGGUCUGGCACUGCCAUCCGAUUUUCGAUGCCCGAUGCUCUCCGUGCUCGGAUUCCGAGACGCGUGGGACGAGGGACGAGUCGCGGAUCACGAGUCUCGAACGAGCAUCCGCGAUCUUCCGCUCACCAACCCCCCACGACCACUAUCAGCCUCCCACGUACAGGGUGGACCGAACGAAAUUCCUUUAACGAACGGACCGCACGUUAUAUCGGUCGAUUAAAGCGAUGCGUUUCGUAGGAAAGUUUUGACGAGCAAACUUUCGACGAUCACCGUAACGUACGCUCUUAACAUAAGCCGAUAAGGAUCCAAAGUUAAUCCGCGGACCUCGCAACGAGCGUUCAAGUUGCUUGCAUGACUUUCAACGACUUCCUUGAGCGUUAACGCGCUCGAUCGUUCCCGCCAGUUCUCAUCGUCUCACCCUGUAUACGUAUAAAGUACAACUACGUCUACAGCCUACAUUCCACGUAUACGUGCGUAGUCGUUACUUAUAUGUAUAUCGCGAGAGAAAGCGAACAAACGAGAAACGGCUGAUGACCGAUCGUUUAAACGCGCUCCGACUGCCGCAUCGCGCGUCGAUUCAAAAUACUCAACCACUGGGAAUCGAAAGCACUUUGCUCGGAAGAUACGAACACACGCGAAUCAGGGAAUCUAAUAUAAAUUGUAUGAGAUCGAUCUUUUAUCAUUUCUCUUCCAAUCGUUUUUAAACGAUCGUUUCAUUGCGAGUACGAACAUCUUACGGUAAAUUCAAUCGCAGAUCUCUCAUUCGAAUUCGAUCACUCUCCUCUGACUCGCUAAUUUUUCCUAAACGACGAUCCAAUUUGCAGCGCCGUAGAAGAGCGUGUAUCGCUUAUAAUUUCGCGAGCAUGCCAGGCACAAUUGACGAUGACGCAAGUUCGUUGGUCUUCUCUCUUCGUCAUGUGCAAUACUUACGAAAUUCUCACGAAUCCGCUGACACUCGUAGUUCGAAUUUGAAACAAGAGCCGUAGAGGUGGAUUUCCUGAAUCGAAACAAUAUGAAAUUGAAAGACAGUCGACUCGUUGAACGUACCAGAAAUUGUUGUCGCGUUCAUCAUGCCUCUUCGAUCCUCUAUACUCGCGUUUCUCCUGUUGGCUGCGUGGCGCGUCGACGGUAUCCAAGUGUUCGGCGAACGCGAUCACCUCCCUCCGGAGGUAUCCGAGAAAUUGGACGAGUAUUGGAACACGUACAAGGAACGAUAUAACAAAAGUUACUCCGGGAAUCUCGAGACCAGUCGAAGGAUCACUUGGGAGCAGAAUCUAGUAGCGAUUUACAAGCACAACAUGAUGGCAGCUGCCGGUCAUCACACGUUCACGUUAAAAGACAAUCACAUCGCCGAUCUUGGGACCAGGCAAUACAUUCGUGAGAUGGUGAAAUUGAUUCCCAGUCGGAAGCGACGGGUGUCGGAUACGAUGGUCGGUGCAGUGUUGCACGACCCUCGAAAAAUCCCAUCGCAGCUCGACUGGCGCGAGGCUGGCUUCGAAACCGAACCGAAGAACCAAAGAGAUUGCGGUAGUUGUUACGCGUACUCGAUAGCCGGCAGCAUUCAGGGACAGAUAUUCAAAGAGACGGGCAUGCUGGUCCCGUUGAGCGUGCAACAAUUAGUCGAUUGCAGCACGUCCACUGGAAACAUGGGCUGCUCCGGUGGAUCUCUGAGGAACACGUUAAGGUACCUCCAGAGAGCCAAAGGUCUCAUGGACGAGACUCACUACUCGUACAGGGGAAAACAAGGCGCGUGUCGGUUCAAGCCACGGUUGAGCGUGGUGAACAUCACCUCGUGGGCGGUAUUGCCUGCUCGGGAUGAACGAGCUUUGGAAGCAGCGGUGGCUACUAUAGGCCCGAUAGCGGCUUCCAUAAACGCCAGCCCGAAAACGUUCCAACUUUACCACCGAGGAGUCUACGACGACGAGCUAUGCAGCUCGGAUAUGGUCAAUCACGCGAUGCUGAUCGUUGGGUACACGCCGACUGAGUGGAUCUUGAAGAAUUGGUGGGGCGACGAAUGGGGUGAACAGGGGUACAUGCGUCUGGCCAAAAACAAAAACCGAUGCGGCAUAGCUAAUUACGCCGCCUAUGCCAAAGUUUGAACAGACUCGAUUUGAGUCGGCACCUUUCUGACGACGAACGGGUUUGUUCGAUCGUAACAAUCACGACGAAUCCAUGUUCCAUCGAUUAUUCCCUGCGCUACGAUGACAGAACGAUCAUUGUGGAACACCACCGAUCCGUGUAUGCGUCGAACGGAGUCCGUUCUCGAAUGCUACGAUAGUAUUAAUUUGUUUGUAAGAUAACGCCGCUCGAAAUAAAGUUUUUAACGUUUAUCGAUCA